This is a messenger RNA of Colias croceus (clouded yellow), 3224 nucleotides long. RefSeq names its product semaphorin-2A (gene Sema2a). Bases 256 to 2457 code for a protein of 733 amino acids. Gene Ontology annotation, molecular function: chemorepellent activity; semaphorin receptor binding. NCBI's taxonomy places the organism in Eukaryota, Metazoa, Arthropoda, Insecta, Lepidoptera, Pieridae. The record is from RefSeq and is a predicted model, not a curated record. The transcript has 16 exons. Gene Ontology annotation, biological process: negative chemotaxis; neural crest cell migration; negative regulation of axon extension involved in axon guidance.
CCGCGGGACGGAUGUGCGUGCUGUAUUCAUGCAACUUUCUUCGCUACUACGAUUUUUAAAAUUCCUUCAUUUGUAAUUGUUGAAUGAAAGUUUAUUUAAACUUAACUUGUGAUUAUAUUUAAAUGUUAUUGCUAUAAAGUGACGAUUUAUUUGAAACAGUGUGUGUUUAUUUUUUGUGAAACUGCAACGUGUUUGGUUCAACGGACUGAGGUUUGAAAUGUAUCGGUGUUAAACAUUAGUGUUAGUGUGGUGAUUAUGUAUAUUAGUGUGCGGACUAUGGGGGCGUUUUCCCUUACCGUUCGUUGGUUAGCUGUAGUGCUCAUCGGUGCGGAAUGGCAGGUUCAUUCCCAGCUCAUUCAACCGAAUUCUGAAGUGGACAGUUCUUAUAACUUUUAUUAUGAACAACCAUGUUGUACGGGACCGGUGACUAAGAGCAAAUACCACGUGAGACAUAGAAGAGAUCAUGUUCGCGAAUUCUCCUGCGGCACCCUGUACUACAGGACCUUCUUUGUGGACACGAAACGAGAUGCUCUAUAUGUUGGAGCUAUGGAUCGAUUGUAUCGCCUUAAUAUGAAUAACAUCAGCGCAUCUCAUUGUGAUAGAGAUGCACUAAACUUGGAACCAAGCAACGUAGCACAAUGUGUAUCGAAAGGAAAAUCAGAGCACUUCGAUUGCAGAAACCACAUACGAGUGAUCCAACCAAUGGGAGAUGGCUCACGGCUAUAUAUUUGCGGAACCAAUGCACACAGCCCGAAAGACUGGGUACUAUAUUCGAAUCUGACACACCUGCCUCGGCACGAGUACGUGCCAGGGAUCGGCAUGGGCGUCGCAAAGUGCCCGUACGACCCCGCCGACAACUCCACCGCGCUGUGGGUGGAGAGGGGCAACCCGGGAUCCUUGCCCGCAUUGUACUCGGGAACUAACGCCGAAUUCACAAAAGCUGACACGGUCAUUUUUAGAACUGACCUGCACAACUUGACCACGGGGCGCCGGGAGUUCUCCUUCAAGCGGACACUUAAAUACGACUCCAAGUGGCUUGACAAACCGAACUUCGUUGGAUCGUUCGACGUGGGCGAAUACGUUUUAUUCUUCUUCCGCGAGACAGCGGUGGAAUACAUCAACUGCGGCAAGGCGGUGUACUCAAGAGUAGCCCGCGUGUGCAAACGGGACACUGGAGGCAAGAAUAUACUGAGCCAGAACUGGGCUACGUAUCUGAAAGCGAGACUCAACUGCAGCAUUCCUGGGGAGUUUCCGUUCUACUUCAAUGAAAUACAGAGCAUUUACAAAGUUCCCGGAGACGACAGCCGCUUCUAUGGAGUGUUUACUACCGCGUCAACCGGGCUUAUGGGCUCUGCUAUUUGCACCUUCACUAUCGGCGACAUCCAGAAGGCAUUUGAGGGGAAGUUCAAGGAACAGGCUACAUCCAGCUCUGCUUGGUUGCCGGUUAUCAGCAGCAGAGUGCCUGAACCCAGGCCUGGUACAUGUGUUAAUGAUACUUCGUCGCUACCGGACACAGUGCUCAAUUUUAUUCGGUCUCACCCAUUAAUGGACAGUGCGGUAUCCCACGAGCACGAAAAGCCGAUAUACUACAAACGGGACCUGUUCUUCACGAGGCUGGUGGUAGACCGAGUAAAGGUCGACAUGAUGGGCCAUCAGUUGGAGUAUACCGUGUACUACGCUGGCACAAAUGAAGGCAAAAUUCAUAAAAUCGUUCAGUGGACUCGGAACGGUGACAGCCAGUCAGCUUUACUUGACAUAUUCGACGUAACUCCCGGUGAACCUAUUCAGGCGAUGGCACUAUCUCGCAUGCACGGCUCACUCUACGCGGCAUCCGACCGGCGAGUGCUACAGCUACGCCUGGCGUUAUGCGCGCGGCGCUACGACGCGUGCGUACGGUGCGCACGCGAUCCGUACUGCGGGUGGGAUCGAGACGCUGGCGUUUGUAGAGAAUAUAUGCCGGGGUUAAUCCAAGACGUAGCAAAUGAAACAGCGGACAUCUGCGAUUCAUCCAUAUCACGUAAAAGUGUAUCAGCCACGUGGGGACAGAGCCUCCAUCUCGGCAGCUUCGUGAAAAUGCCUGAAGUGCUGCAGCCGAGAGCAGUCUCCUGGUACCACUAUUCGAGAGAGAAAGGACGCCAUCCGAUCACUUUUAAUAAACCAGAGAAAUACAUAGAGACGUCAGAACAUGGGUUGCUCAUAAUAUCUGUGAAUGAGGGAGACGCGGGACGGUACGACUGCUGGCUCGGCGGCUCUCUGCUGUGCUCCUACAAUAUUACUGUUGAUAUACACAGAUGUUCACCACCUGAGAAAAGUAACGAGUAUCAGAAGAUUUAUUCAAACUGGUGUCACGAGUUUGAAAAAUAUAAAAGCGCAAUGAAAACGUGGGAAAGAAAACAAGAGCAAUGCGCGCGACAAAACGACUCCAAUCAAAACACGCAUCCGAACGAGAUUGUGUGAUAGCUUCUAAACAUCGCCUAUCUCAUGUUUCAGUCCGUCACUCACUACGGGGCAAUCCCCGUACCUUACGUGUCUGCCGCUCUCAAAUAUUUAAAUGUGUUCUCAUAAAACAGUUUAAUUCCAUCGACAACAGAAUACGGACAGCGCAAACUUAUAAAUAUUGUGAUGCUCAAAGUGUACACGACUGUACCGGAAUAUAUUUUCUUAAUAACGAUUGUUAUAAUGCCGUUACCGUGUAACAUCAAGACAAAAAGUGUUUUCGUACCCCGCAUGGAAAACGUGCAACAUUUCAUCAUCGAACAUGAGAAGGUGAUAAAAAUUCAAAAUUUUACGGACAAUUUUAAAAUAGAACAAAGAGUUCUAGGAUGCUUGUUGGUGAUGGCGUGUAAAGUUUAAACAUAAAUUUCAUGUUGUAAGUACGCUUUGUUAAGAGAGUAGUAAAAUUGUUAGUAUUUUGAAAUUUUCGUACUCGUGCGGUCGACGCGCCCGGUGCCGCGUUUAAACUGCCUAAUGUGUGUACGUGGUAGUUAAACGAUCCUAUUACUUUAAGUUAUUUAUAUUUUGUCCUUUGUUACAUUUAUUAUUUUAGUUAAUGUGCUGUAUUUUCAGUACAAAUGUUUAUUUUUAAAUACUAGAAAAAUAUCGGUGAAAAAUUGCAAGUAUAGGGAUAUUUGCUAAAUAUUUAGGCUGAAAAUAAUUAUUAUUGUAUCAUCAGAACAGCACGUUAACGAAGACUCGGCAACGCGACGGGUGAAUUUUGAUCCUAU